AUGGGCUUCUGGUCGCGCAUCGCGCGCGUCCCUCGCGCGGUGAAGAACUCCAUCAAACGCCGCGUCAUGAAGCCGUUCAAAAAGCGCGGAUACUUCCUCACCGAGGAGGAAAAGCGGCGGCUGAACCCGACGCACUUCGACAAGAUCAACGGGCGAUUCCGAAAGUACCACCCCGCCGACGUGAAGGCGAUGAAGCUCAAGCACCGCGCCGAGUUCUUGGCGUUGCGGAAGAAGAUGAUCGCCGCCGCCGCGAAAGGGAGCAAGGCGAAGGAGCGGCAGGUCAUGAGAGCGCUGUUCAACGCGACGCGCGAACGCUCGGACGCCGUGAACGGAGGAGGAGGUGACUUUCGCGCCGACGCCGACGCCGACGCCGACGGGUCGCGGCGACUACAGAAUAAAUCAAAGUGGGGCGUCGCCAAGGCUUCGCUGGCGUUCGGUCUGCCCGAUAAGAAGAAACGCGCGGGGCCGGCGCUCAGGUGGCGCGACGGACCCGCGUUCGCGACGCCGCCACACAUCGCGAGCAUGGACUGCGAGCCGAUGAAGCACGACCCCUCGGACUUGGUACACGGCGACGGCGGCGACGGAUGGGAGCCGGGCGCGACGCGGCGGCGUCCGCCGACGCCGACGCCGGGAAGGUCGACGCCGCUUCGCGACGACUGGGGACGCGCGUUUUCGGAGGUGGACUCGGACUCCGAGCUCGAGUACGAGACGUUCGAGACGGAUUUGGAUGACGACGAAGAUAUGACGUCUAUUCCGAAAACGUUACGACGGCGGCGGAUCAACUUCGACGGCACCCCAGUUUCGUACGCGCGCGCGGGCGCGUCCCUCCGGUGGGAAAACUACGACAAAGAAGAAGAAGCGCGCUCGCGCGCGUACGUAGACUUCCUCAAACAACGCCUCGACGAGUACAACGAGAUGAUGAAGUGGGAGUACCGCGAGCGAUACGGCCGCGCGCGCGCGUGGACGCCGAAGCCGACCCCGGCGUGGAUGAAACAUGAGGCGCCGCCGCCGUGGGCGCUCCGCGCCGGAAGAGACGCGACGACGCGAGAAAACGUCGACGGAUUCGACGACGAAACCAAGCACCGCGUCUUCUCCUGGUGGGCCGCGAUCGACAUGCGACGCGAGGCGGUGAUACAGGAUCUCGAGCGCGUGCGCGUGACGGACGAGACGUGGGGCGAAGAGAGCGCCGCGGAGGCCAGACGCGUCGGCUACGGCGCGAUCCAACGCGCGACGGGACACGCGGCGGGAGCGCCGCGAUCGCUUCCGGAAUACGCGCGCGCGUCGGUGUUAUCGUCUGCGGCGUCUGCGGGGGGAGCGGGGCAGAGCAUCACGUCGAAGGAUCUCCCGAGGCACCUCGCGGCGGGCGCGCUGUUGGAAGAUAAGGACGCGAUGAUGCGGCGGUGGGUCGGGCGGCCGCCGCCGAAGCCUCCGGAGAGCGUGCGGGCGGUGCGACGCGCGAAAAAGUUGGAGGAGAAGCGGUUGAAAGCGGUGCGGAAGGCGGCGUGGAAGCAGGCGCACAAGGAGCUCGUCGCGCUGCGGAAGAUGCAGAAGAAGUACGCGGCGAUGCACCCGGAUAGGUAG
Micromonas pusilla CCMP1545 is the source of this 1581-nucleotide messenger RNA. RefSeq lists its product as uncharacterized. Bases 1 to 1581 code for a protein of 526 amino acids. The record is from RefSeq and is a predicted model, not a curated record. The transcript has a single exon. Lineage: Eukaryota; Viridiplantae; Chlorophyta; Mamiellophyceae; Mamiellales; Mamiellaceae.